Messenger RNA from Alternaria ethzedia, 3915 nucleotides. RefSeq lists its product as uncharacterized. Gene Ontology annotation, molecular function: RNA binding; ribonuclease III activity. Gene Ontology annotation, cellular component: nucleus; RISC complex; cytoplasm. NCBI's taxonomy places the organism in Eukaryota, Fungi, Ascomycota, Dothideomycetes, Pleosporales, Pleosporaceae. Bases 1 to 3915 code for a protein of 1304 amino acids. The transcript is spliced from 7 exons. The record is from RefSeq and is a predicted model, not a curated record. Gene Ontology annotation, biological process: siRNA processing.
AUGAGGGUAUUGCUUGACGCACUCACACACGGAUUUGUUAAGCUGAGCAAGCUGGCUUUGUUGAUUUUUGACGAAGGCCAGUCUGUUGCGUUGACAAGAGAAGGCCCCGCUAACAUUCUGCAGCGCAUCACUCACCCAGCAAAUCUGAUCAUGUCCAAUUUCUAUAUGCCUCAAUUGGAUAAUGGUGGCAAGUCGCUGCCCAAAGUUCUUGGGCUGAGUGCAAGCCCUGUUAUGAAAGCAGCAGCCACCGAGCAGGGUCUCCAGGAGAUAGAGCGGAACCUGCACGCCACCGUCAACUACUCGUUAAACGUUCCAGGGCAACAGCAUUCUCAACUACUUAUCGCGUUGCAGCAUGCAUUACGCACAUAUGAUCUUGCAAAGGAUCCGUACGUCGUCGCAUUAUUGGACCAACAAAAGCAUGGCUUCGAUGUCUCUCGCCAGCUGAACAAACUGUGGAAUAGCAAUAAGACUUAUUGCCUCGACCAGUUGAAACAGCUGGUGUCUAAAGCUGAAGCCAUGGCAGACGAGCUCGGAAUCUCGGCAAUGGAGUACUACGUACACCAAUGCAUUGGCAAAUUCGAAAAGACAACUUGCGGCUCGGAUCAACAACUACUGGAUUUGACCACCAAUGAGCGACAACAUCUCCUGAGCAUAUUCCAAGGCCUUCCCCUUCAGAAUCCUGCACCUUCACCUGCUAUCAUCAUCGAGAAGAUGUCCCACAAAGUUGAAAAGCUUAUCGACACUCUGGUCGCUGAAGCCAAUGGCACCCCAGGCUUUACCGGUCUUGUAUUCAUUGAACAGCGAGUCUGGGUAGCAUCAAUUGCUGAAAUUUUAGCAUGCCACCCACGAACCAAGGAUCUGUUGCGGGUAGGGACAUUUGUCGAACCAGCCAACCAACAAACCACGCUUGACGACUUCCGUGCUGGGGUCAUUAAUCUCGUCCUGGCUACAACCGUUCUUGAAGAAGGCGUCGACGUAUCUAGUUGCCAUCUCGUGGUAUGCUUCGAAAGACCCAAGAAUCUGAAAAGCUUUGUUCAGCGACGCGGAAGAGCGAGGCGACAAGAGUCGCGUUACUUCAUUCUCGUCCCAGAUACUGGCGAAACACGAUCUUUAACAUCGUGGCAAGGGCUUGAAGCUGAGAUGAGGAGAGCGUAUGAAGACGAUAAGCGCAAAGUUCAGGUGGCUCAGGAGGCAGAACAGAAGGACGAGGUGGGUGAGCGCUACUUCAGUGUCCCAAGUACCGGUGCAUUGCUGACUCUGGAUAACGCGGCUCAACAUCUCUACCACUUCUGCGCGCGUUUAGGGGGCAACGCCUACGUCGACACGCGACCUGAAAUCGACUUUACCAACACCCUGGGGCGGAUCACUGCUACCAUUACGCUACCAAUUUCUGUCGACCCUACUGUAAGGAAAGCUAAGAGUCUGCAGUCGUGGAGCACCGAGCGAAUGGCUCAGAAAGACGCCGCCUUUGAGGCAUACAAGGCUCUUUAUCUGCACGGAUUGGUAAACGAGAAUCUUCUUCCCGUCCAAGAAGAGGGAGACGACAAUGCGGCCCAAUACCAAAUCCCCGACGAUCGCCCAUCCCUUGUACCUGUUUCCCAAACUCUCGAUCCGUGGGCGGUGGUUGCGCAAUCUCAUGAAUGCGAACCUGACUUAUGGUACCGCACCUUGCUUGAGGUGAAGGCGUCAGGGGAGGAACCGAUGCGCAUGAUACUACUAACGCCAGCUCCCAUGCAUGAGAUUCCUACUAUCUUACUACAUUGGAACGAAUCAAAACAGUACACUGCUACGACUUCCGCUCUUUACGGUACAUCUUUGGUCGACAUCGACAUUGAUCUGUUACGCUCCAUCACGUGGAAGAUUUUGCGCUCGGUUUUCGGAGCACACAUCAUCAAAGGCAUCGACGACUUUCUCUGUCUACUUGCUCCAUGCGACUCAUCGGGAUAUAUGAUGACAGAGAACGAGCUAUACGAAUGGAAUGCGACAACGGAAGGCCAGCGCCCAGCAUCCAAAAUGCUGGCUCAAGGAAACCUGGACAUAUCGAGCUGGGGUCUGACUUCCUUUCAAGGAGACCUCCGGAAGUUUAUGCCCAUGUCUAUCGAGCUUCCAGAGUCUUCAGACCUGACAGGCGUUGACGAAACCCUGAUACAAGUUGUGCGUUUGCCUAAACGUCGAGACUUUCUACAUGCGGUAUUUGAGAACGCAAACAAGAGUGAAGCGUAUACCAAAGUAGAGAGUCUACUAGCUUCAUCAUGUCUUGUUGAAACUCUUCCGACUAGAUACGCCAUUCUGGCCUUGUUGUUACCAUCGAUCCUGCACAAGCUUGAGGUAUACAUGAUCGCGGAUACACUUCGGACGACGAUUCUCCAGCCAGCUAGAUUCGAGGCAUCGGACCUUCCAGUCAUCAUCACAGCACUUACUUCAUCUGCGGUUGACAAGCGCGACAACUACCAGAGAAUGGAAUUCCUUGGCGACUGUAUCUUGAAGUUCGUCGCUUCGCUUCAUCUGAUGGCUGCAAAUCUUAUCAUGCCCGAAGGUAUUCUCACUGGGAAGAAAGGCAAGCUUGUCAGUAACGGCUACCUGGCGCGAGCUACACUUGCUGCGGGUUUAGACAAGUUCAUCUUCUACAAGAACUUCACCGGCGCGAAGUGGAAGCCGCGAUAUAUUAGUGAUACACUCGCUGACAGCGCGCCGCCGGCUAAGCAAGAGAAGUCGUCGAAACUCAUCGCCGAUGUCAUUGAGUCGCUCAUCGGCGCCUCGUAUCUGGUCGGUGGCUUCCCCAAAGCUUUCGCAUGUGUGCAAGCUCUCCUGCCACUCGAGAAAUGGACGCCUAUUCCGGAAGCGAACGAGAUACUCUACAACGCAGCUCCGUCUCAAGACACAGUAACGAACUUGGCUUUGGUCGAGAAGUUACUUGGCCACACGUUCAACAAGAAGGACCUUUUACUAGAAUCGCUUACCCACUCUACAUUCCGUGGCCCGAACGUACACUGCUCAUACGAACGCUUUGAGUUUCUCGGAGAUGCAGUGCUCGACUACAUCAUCUCGAAGAGGCUCUACGCCCAUGAGUCGAGGCUGCCGCAUUGGAAGAUGCAUGGCGUCCGAACAGCAAUGGUAAACGCCGCGUUCUUGACUUACUGUAUGUUCGAGACUACGGUAGCGGAAGAGUUGACCAACAAAUCAACCUUCCAGCCAGAAGUGCAUCAUAGAGCUCUAUGGCAAUUCCUCCGAUCGUCGAGCCCGGAGCUCAUCGCCGGGCGGACUGCAGCCCUGCAGCAACAUAACGAGGCACGUCAUGCGAUCGCUACAGCUCUAGCGCACGACAACCGCUUCCCAUGGCAUGCACUCUCGCUCACUGACCCACCUAAGUUCCUCUCUGAUAUAGUCGAGAGCGUUAUCGGCACCCUCUACAUCGAUUCCCAUGGCUCCAUCUCCGUGUGCGAGGAGUUUGUUCGUCGUCUGGGUAUCCUGCCAUGUCUCGAGCGGAUUCUUCGGGAUGGUGUGGACUGCUGGCAUCCGAAAGAGCGAAUCAAUACGCUUGCGGCGGAUAAGGGUAUCAAGUACGUCCGGGUUACGAGCGACCAACGCAAUUCUGGUAAAGGAGCGAGUAGCCCGGAGAAGGGGUAUAGGGUUCAGGUGAAAAUUGGCGGGAAGGAUGUGGGAGGUGUGGUCGAGGGAGUCAAGAGGUUGCAGACUGAGACUAUCGCUGCCUGGAAGGUUAUCGCGCUGCUUGAAGGCGCAGCUGCUGAUUCUGUACCAACGAAGGCAGCAGAGGAUGACGAAGAGGAAGAUGAAGAAGACGAGGAAGAUGGGGGUGUUGCUGUUGUACCAAUGACGGCAGCCGAGGACGAAUCAGACGAAGAAGAUGAGUUCUUCGAUGCUGAAGAAGGCGGUGGAGUCAUGUUGGAGAUUUGA